AUGAGCGCGCGACGCGUCCCGUGGAAGGACUGGGACGAGUGGGAGUGGGUCCGCGCGGGCGUCAGCGGCCACGACGUCGCGCUUCGCGACCGCGCGCUGCGACGCGUCGAGGAGUGGCGAACGUUCCAAGGGCACGUCCCGCACGCGGUGGAGGUCACCGCGCAGCUGAUGGAAGCGCGACAGAUGGACCGCGGCGUGCCGGGCGCGCCGGGGCCGUUCGUGUCCGAGAGCAUGCUUCGGCUGACGUACGCCAUGGCGCUCGUGAGGAUGGUGAACGGCUGCGUGGACCCGUCGCAGAACGGCAAGUACGCCGCGCCGGUGAUGACGCUCGCGAAGAAGAUCGGCAUCCCGGUCCUGCUCGUGAACGUCCGCAUGGAGGCGUCGCAUCAGGCGCUGCCUCAGGUGCGUUCGAGUCACACUGGUUCCCAUACGACCGCGUCGGCGCGAUGA
Micromonas pusilla CCMP1545 is the source of this 450-nucleotide messenger RNA. RefSeq lists its product as uncharacterized. The record is from RefSeq and is a predicted model, not a curated record. Gene Ontology annotation, biological process: maturation of LSU-rRNA; maturation of 5.8S rRNA. Gene Ontology annotation, molecular function: endonuclease activity. The coding region runs from base 1 to 450 and encodes 149 amino acids. NCBI's taxonomy places the organism in Eukaryota, Viridiplantae, Chlorophyta, Mamiellophyceae, Mamiellales, Mamiellaceae. The transcript has 2 exons. Gene Ontology annotation, cellular component: preribosome, large subunit precursor; Las1 complex.